CCUUCGAAUCAGACUCUAUAAGAAUUAACAACACAUCAGUGACCCAAUCUCCAACUUCUAGCAGCUGUUGUGGCAACAUAUUCUGGCUAGUGAUGGCAAUUUCAACCCGCCCCGCGGGUAUUACCCGACCUGACCCGCGAUGGGGCGGGUAUUACCCGACCCGCAAUAGCGUGGGGCGGGGCAUGGGUAUCUACUUCCGACCCGACCCGCCCCGUUCUAGACUCGUUUUAUCUCAAUUUCUUACAAUAUCUAUACAUAUUUCUCCUAUUUUGAAUUUUCUUCAACUAGUUAGAGUCGAUCUUUCAACUUGUUAGGCUCAAUUAUCCAUUCAAUUAUCAAUAUUUUUCAUUCUUAAAGUGUUUUUCCCUACGUUUUAUUGUAAAAAGUAAAAUUUACUUAUAUUUUUUUUAACAACAUGUAAGAGUAGGUCGACCCGCCCCGCCCCGACCUAUAAUAACGUGAGACGGGGCAUGAAAUUGAGGUACCUGCCCCGCCUCAUUGCCAUCGCUAAUUCUGGCGCAGUAAAUGACACCACCGAAUCGGUAGAUUGGAUGGGCCUUCCAACAUGAAAGCCUCAGCCCAUCUCGAUUAAAGCCUUAGCCAGCCCGCAAUCGUCCACCUAAAUUACUCGUUAAGCCAAAAAAAAAAAAAAAAACUAUAAACGAUAGCUCACACGAAGAAGAAAAACAUCGGAACACUCUGCGGCCCGCCCUGUACCGGCAUAUAAUCCUGCAUAGAUCUAAGGACACACCGACGAACUGAAACGGAAGCAUUUUUCCCCCCCUUCCUUCCUAUGCACUCCUCCCCCUUCUUCGUUCCUUCAAUGCAUCUCUCGUCCUAUUCUUGAUCCACGGCUUCUCUCUUGCGCUGAAGCGAGACUAAAAGCAAUACGUCCAUUCCCAUCAUUCUGUUCGCUUUCUCCCUGUGGCUUUUGCUGUUUUGGCUGCGAUCAUUUUCUGCUCCUCUCUCGUGGAUCCGCAUGUAUACCGAAGAACAGAUCUAAGGUACUUCCCUUGCGCUCUCUCUCUCUCUCUCUCUCUCUCUCUCUCUCUCUCUCUCUCUGUAAAUCUCGUUCGCGUAGUGUUACUAUUCCUCAAUUUCGUUUGACAUGGCUGAGGUCGGUGGUACGGUGCGGCAUUGGUGCUCCAUUCGGAUUUGAAUGCGUGACCUGGAAUUUUCAUUAGGUUAUACAUGUGAAUUCGGUUGGAAAUGGAGAAUUUGUGCUGGAUGGGUUGAUGAUUUGAUUCACUAUUGUGUAAUUUUGGUAAACUCCUCUGUUCCGUGGUUGUGAUCUGCUGUCAGCUGUGCAUCAGCGUAGUAACACCGUGGCUUUUGUGUUUUUUAUCUUUUUAGAUUUGUUUGAUUUGGUUGGGAGGAGAUGUUGACGAAAUUCGAAACAAAGAGUAACAGAGUGAAGGGACUGAGUUUCCACACUAAGAGGCCAUGGAUUCUUGCCAGUCUUCACAGUGGUGUGAUCCAACUCUGGGACUACCGUAUGGGGACUCUGAUUGAUCGCUUCGACGAGCAUGAUGGCCCCGUGCGAGGCGUCCAUUUCCACAAAUCUCAGCCUCUUUUUGUAUCAGGAGGCGAUGACUACAAGAUCAAAGUUUGGAACUAUAAGCUGCAUAGGUGUCUCUUUACCCUUCUGGGUCACCUCGAUUACAUCCGCACGGUGCAGUUUCAUCAUGAGUACCCAUGGAUUGUGAGUGCCAGUGAUGAUCAGACGAUUCGCAUCUGGAAUUGGCAGUCUCGCACUUGCAUUUCAGUGCUGACAGGCCAUAAUCAUUAUGUUAUGUGCGCUUCAUUCCACCCUAAAGAAGAUCUUGUUGUUUCUGCUUCCCUGGAUCAGACUGUCCGUGUCUGGGACACUGCUGCUCUGAGAAAGAAAACUGUAUCUCCUGCUGAUGAUAUCCUGCGUUUGAGUCAGUUGAAUGGAGAUCUCUUUGGUGGUGUUGAUGCAGUUGUUAAGUAUGUCUUGGAAGGUCAUGACAGAGGAGUGAAUUGGGCUGCAUUCCAUCCUACUCUUCCUUUGAUUGUCUCAGGAGCAGAUGAUCGCCAAGUAAAGUUGUGGCGGAUGAAUGAUACAAAGGCAUGGGAAGUGGACACUUUGAGAGGACACAUGAACAAUGUUUCAAGUGUUAUGUUCCAUGCCAAGCAAGAUAUAAUCGUAUCUAAUUCAGAGGAUAAAAGUAUUCGAGUUUGGGAUGUCACUAAGAGAACUGGACUUCAGACUUUUCGCCGUGAGCAUGACCGCUUUUGGAUUCUUGCAGCUCACCCUGAUAUGAAUCUUCUUGCUGCUGGCCAUGACAGUGGCAUGAUAGUGUUCAAGUUGGAGAGAGAAAGGCCUGCAUUUGCUGUGAGUGGAGACUCUCUGUUUUACACAAAGGAUCGGUUUUUGAGGUUUUUUGAGUAUUCCACUCAGAGGGAAACCCAGGUGAUUCCUAUCAGGCGACCUGGUAGCACCAGCUUGAAUCAGAGUCCGAGAACUCUUUCUUACAGCCCUACUGAAAAUGCGGUUCUGUUAUGCUCAGAUGUGGAUGGAGGGUCUUAUGAGCUGUAUAUAGUACACAAGGAUACCAUGUCCAGGGGCGAUACAGUUCAGGAAGCAAAGAGAGGUGGAGGGGGUUCAGCUGUAUUCAUUGCAAGAAACAGGUUUGCUGUGCUUGACAAAAGUACCAAUCAAGUGUUGGUCAAGAACCUAAAGAAUGAGGUGGUCAAAAAGAGUGGCCUUCCCAUUGCUACAGAUGCUAUUUUCUAUGCCGGAACUGGUAAUGUGCUUUGCAGGGCUGAAGAUAGAGUUGUCAUAUUUGAUCUUCAGCAGAGACUUGUAAUUGGGGAGCUUCCUACACCUUUUGUGAAGUACGUCGUUUGGUCUAAUGAAAUGGAUUCUGUUGCCUUGUUGAGCAAGCAUGCUAUUGUUAUUGCAAAUAAGAAGCUUGCGCAUCAAUGCACCCUUCAUGAAACAAUCCGCGUGAAGAGUGGAGCCUGGGAUGACAAUGGUGUUUUCAUAUACUCUACUCUAAAUCAUAUGAAAUACUGCCUUCUGAAUGGAGAUAGUGGCAUAAUCAAAACCCUUGAGGUCCCAAUAUACAUCACUAAGAUUUCUGGGAAUACAAUCUUUUGCCUGGAUAGGGAUGGAAAGAAUAGGGCUAUGAUCAUUGAUGCAACAGAGUACAUGUUUAAACUCUCUCUUCUGAAGAAGAGAUUUGAUCACGUCAUGAGCAUGAUCAGAAACUCGCAGCUUUGCGGUCAGGCAAUGAUUGCUUAUCUGCAGCAGAAGGGAUUCCCUGAAGUUGCUUUGCAUUUUGUCAAGGAUGAAAGAACGAGAUUCAAUUUGGCUCUUGAGAGCGGGAACAUCCAAAUCGCUGUUGCUUCAGCUAAGGAAAUCGACGAGAAAGAGCAUUGGUACAGGCUCGGAGUGGAAGCCCUUCGCCAGGGCAAUGCAGGUAUCGUUGAAUAUGCAUAUCAGCGAACAAAGAAUUUCGAGCGGUUGUCUUUCUUGUAUCUGAUUACUGGAAACCUAGACAAGCUGUCAAAGAUGUUGAAAAUUGCUGAGGUCAAGAAUGAUGUCAUGGGCCAGUUUCAUAACGCCCUGUACUUAGGUGACAUCCAGGAGCGAGUAAAGAUACUGGAAAACACUGGUCAUAUCCCCCUGGCAUAUAUCACGGCUAAAGUCCAUGGUCUGGAGGAAGUCUCUGAGCGCCUAGCUGCUGAUUUGGGAGAUAACAUUCCAUCUUUGCCAGAGGGUAAAGUGCCAUCCCUUCUCAUGCCUCCAUCCCCCAUAUCAUGUUCUGGUGAUUGGCCUCUUCUGAGAGUUAUGAGAGGUAUAUUCGAAGGUGGCCUAGAGAAUAUGGCUAGAGGGACAGCAGAGGAUGAUGAGGAAGUGGCUGAUGGUGAUUGGGGCGAGGAACUUGAAAUGGUUGAUGCGGAGGACUUCCAGAACGGUGAUGUUACUGCUGUUUUGGAGGGCGCUGAAGCGGAAGGAGACAAUGAUGAGGAAGGAGGAUGGGACCUUGAGGACUUGGAUCUUCCUCAAGAAGCAGAUACCCCUAGAGCUUCUCUCGCUACUCGCUCUUCAGUUUUCGUGGCUCCAUCUCCUGGAAUGCCUGUGAGCCAGAUAUGGAUCCAGAAGUCAUCACUUGCUGCUGAACAUGUGGCAGCUGGCAAUUUUGACACCGCUAUGAGAUUGCUCCAUAGGCAACUCGGAAUAAAAAAUUUCUCUCCGUUGAAAUCCAUGUUCCUCGAUCUUCACUCCGGAAGCCAGACGUAUCUACGUGCGGUCUCGGCUACUUCUGUCAUAUCGCUGGCUGUUGAACGGUGGAACGAGUCGGGAGCCCCCAACGUACGGGCACCUCCAGCACUCGUAUUCAGUUUUAGUCAGUUGGAAGAGAAGCUCAAGGCUGGUUACAAAGCCACCACAGCUGGGAAGUUCACCGAAGCUCUGAAACUCUUCAUCGGUAUUCUUCAUACGAUCCCUCUCAUUGUCGUGGAGACAAGGAGAGAGGUCGAUGAGGUCAAAGAGUUGAUCAUCAUAGUGAAGGAAUACGUUCAGGGGCUACAGAUGGAACUCAAGAGAAGGGAAAUGAAGAGCGACCCGGUUCGUCAGCAGGAACUUGCCGCCUACUUCACACAUUGCAACCUUCAAACCCCUCAUCUGAGACUGGCCUUGCUCAAUGCAAUGACUAUCUGCUACAAAGCCAAGAACUUCGUCACUGCUGCUAACUUUGCCAGGCGUCUGUUGGAGACUAACCCGCAGGUUGAGAAUCAAGCGAAGACGGCCAGACAAGUGCUUCAGGCUUCGGAGAGGAACAUGACGGAUGCUACUCAACUGAGCUACGAUUUCCGGAACCCGUUUGUGGUGUGUGGUGCUACUUAUGUUCCCAUAUACAGAGGACAAAAGGACGUUUCUUGCCCUUAUUGCUCUGCCCGGUUUGUUCCAGCCCAAGAGGCGAAGAUAUGUGCAGUCUGUGAUCUUGCUGUUGUUGGGGCUGAUGCUUCCGGCUUGCUGUGUUCAUCUUCUCAGAUCCGGUAAUGAAAACUCUUCUCGUCACCAAUGAUAAUCCUUCUGGGCCAGCUUUUGAUCAACUGCCUGAAUCGAUGAAUUGGCAAGGUUAGCUUACAGAAUGAGUUCAUAAUUUGCUGCUUAAAUGUUUUUUAU
This is a messenger RNA of Linum trigynum, 5158 nucleotides long. The record is from the annotation of a GenBank genome assembly. Lineage: Eukaryota; Viridiplantae; Streptophyta; Magnoliopsida; Malpighiales; Linaceae.